Habropoda laboriosa is the source of this 2103-nucleotide messenger RNA. RefSeq names its product dynein intermediate chain 2, ciliary. The transcript has 14 exons. Gene Ontology annotation, cellular component: outer dynein arm. Lineage: Eukaryota; Metazoa; Arthropoda; Insecta; Hymenoptera; Apidae. The record is from RefSeq and is a predicted model, not a curated record. The coding region runs from base 1 to 2103 and encodes 700 amino acids. Gene Ontology annotation, biological process: outer dynein arm assembly; cilium movement. Gene Ontology annotation, molecular function: dynein light chain binding; dynein heavy chain binding.
AUGAGUACAUCAGUAACAAAGAGAUCACUUUCUAAAACAUCAGAGAUGCCUAAAGAUCUAUCAAGACAUGUAAGUUUAAUGAAGAGCCGUAUGGAUCUAGGAGGUGGUGAUAUGGAUUGGUUACGAGGAAGAGCUCAUCUAAAGCCAGAAGAUCAGUUACAGCUAACAGAGGCUGAAUUACAAGAAGAGUUUGCAAGAGUCCUAACUAUACAUAACACAAGGGUUCCAGAUUCUUUAGUUGAAUGGUCAUGGAAAUUGAAAGAAUUCAUAAUCUUACCACCUCCACCACAUUUAAUAACCCUUUUAAGUGUACCUGGAUUACUAUUGCACAAAGAUUCUGAAGAAGCAAAAAUACAAUUAGCAGGAGGUCUUAUUGAAGAAGAAGAAGAAGAAGAAGGGGAAGAGGAAGAAGAAGAAGAAGAAGCAGAAGAUGAAGAAAAACUAGAAGAACCCACAAAGGCUAAACCUGAACCUGAACGUGAACAUGAACAUGAAGCUGAACCAGAUGAAGAAGAAGAAAGAGUAAAACCUAAAAAAAUACCAAAUCAAUUUAACUUCUGUGAAAGAGCUGCUUUAACUUAUACUAAUCCUAUGAGGGAAAUGAGUACACAAACAGUUCCACCACCAACAGCAACAUUUAAUACCCAUGUUUUCCAAUGGACAAUCUUUGAUGAGUAUCAGGAAGACUAUGCUCAACAACAACGUGAAAGAGAAAAAGAGAGGAGACUUCCAUUUUUACAACCAAAAAGGGAAGAGUUGAAAAAAAAAUCUCAAACAGAAACUAUGGCAGUAACAUGUAGAAUGUUGCUAGCUGCAAAAGCAUUAGAACGAAUGGUGAAUCAAAAUAUUUUUGAUGAAAUAGCACAAGAUUACAGAUAUUGGGAUGAUCCAAGUGAUGAAUUCAAGGAUGGAGAAGGUUCACUGUUACCCUUGUGGAAAUUUAGUUAUGAAAAAACCAAAAAGCAUGAUGUUACAGAUUUAUGCUUUAAUAGCAGAUAUUAUGACUUAUUUGCAGUAGCAUAUGGAACAAUGUCAUUUAGCAGUUUAAUAACUACUGGAACAGUAUGUUUAUUCAGCUUAAAAAAUCCAUCAUAUCCAGAAUGGAUCUGUCCAACAGAAUCUCCAGUAAUGUGUCUGGAUUUUAGUGAACAACAUCCACAUCUUUUAGUUAUUGGUACUAUGGAUGGUGUUGUAGCUGUUUAUAAUGUCAUGUUACCACCAACAACUCCACAAUAUAAAAGUAAUGAUAUUGUUCAAAAACAUGGAGGUAUUGUAUGGGAGGUAUGUUGGGCACCAGAUACAGAGGAAGGGAAUUUGGCAUUUUAUAGUGUCAGUAUUGAUGGAAAAAUUAACCAUUGGGUAUUAAAUCAAAAUGAUCUUGGUUUGACAACUGUAAUGACUCUUUUUUUGGACAGACCACCAAUACCUGGACCAGAUGGGACUAUGAUUACACUUAAGGGUUGUGGAACAUGCUUCGCGUUUCAUCCUUCAGAUGAAAAUGUAUUUCUGGUUGGUACAGAGGAAGGAACAAUUUAUAAGUGCAAUACAGCAUAUAGUAGUGUUUAUAUGAGAACUUAUAAUGAAGCUCAUAAUAUGCCAGUAUACAGAAUAGUAUUUAACAAAUUCAAUUCUAAUAUAUUUGCAAGUUGUUCUGGGGAUUGGAGAAUAAAAAUAUGGGAAGAUAAUAGAAUGGAACCUUUGUUUAUGUUUGAUCUUGGUGUUCCGAUCGGAGAUGUUCAAUGGGCACCGUAUAGUUCAACAGUAUUAGCUUGUGUUUCAAAUGAUGGGAAAGUUACAGUAUUUGAUCUAAAUAUAAAUAAAUACAGACCAAUAUGCAGCCAGCAAGUUGUUAGUAAAAAGAAAAAUAAACUAACUAGACUUGCAUUUAACAAUAAAUUACCAUUUAUUAUAGUUGGUGAUGAUAAAGGCACAAUAAAUACAUUGAAAUUAUCACCAAACCUCAGAAUAAAAGUAAAACCAACUAAGAAACAAAUUCACUUGACACAUAAUGAAUUAGAAACUAUGAAAUUAGAAAGAUUAUUAAGCUUUGUACGUGAGCCAUGUGUACUACCACCACCAAAAGAUACAAGAGCAGUAACAUAA